AUGGGUUGCAUCGUCUCUUGUAUCCAAGCUGUCUUCCACUCCAUCGGAGCUUGCCUGAUGGCUAUUGUUAAUACCAUUGGUGCCGUCCUACGUGCUAUUAUCGACGGUGUCGUGACCGUCCUCGACGCCAUCAUCUCCUGCCUUACCUGUGGUGGAUGUGGAAGGGGAGGCGGUAGACGUCGCCGCAGGGCAGUCGUCUAA
Molecule: messenger RNA, 201 nt
Organism: Penicillium verhagenii
Lineage: Eukaryota; Fungi; Ascomycota; Eurotiomycetes; Eurotiales; Aspergillaceae
Exons: 2
Coding region: 1-201 (66 amino acids)
Source: RefSeq, a predicted model, not a curated record